Messenger RNA from Priapulus caudatus, 1335 nucleotides. RefSeq lists its product as uncharacterized. The record is from RefSeq and is a predicted model, not a curated record. Gene Ontology annotation, molecular function: SNARE binding; phosphatidylserine binding; clathrin binding. NCBI's taxonomy places the organism in Eukaryota, Metazoa, Priapulida, Priapulimorpha, Priapulimorphida, Priapulidae. Gene Ontology annotation, biological process: regulation of calcium ion-dependent exocytosis; regulation of dopamine secretion; calcium-ion regulated exocytosis. Bases 448 to 1335 code for a protein of 295 amino acids. The transcript is spliced from 4 exons.
GAUUACACGCGCAUGCACCCGCACUUGUGCGAUUGCGAGGUAAGGAGGACUGUUUACAGGCACAAUUAGGGGCGCGAUUACAGCGCGAUUGCUGCUACCUGUGCGGGUCUCUGACUCACACGGCGGGUAAGAGCACGAGGUGCGCCAUCAGAGCGCUGUACGCGCGUAGCAGCUGCGCCAGCCAGGCUACUAUAGCUACUACUACUACUACUAGCUGCCACCGGACGUGAACACACAUCCUCCUUUGAUCACUUGUGACUGGUGUGAACUUCCGCUGUAUAGACGUUGCCGAGAAGACUAGCUCGAGGUCGUGUGAAGGAGCAGCAGGCUCCGCUGCGUCGAACAACAACAACAACGACGACGACGACGACAGCGACGACGACGACAGCGAAAACACAGACACAAGAGCAACGCGAAAACUCCAGAUCGGAGAUUCGGAGAGCUGCGAUGUAUUUGGGAAUGAGCUCAGUUGAUCAGCUACUGAUAAUGGCGGCUGCAGCUGUCCUUGUCAUCUUGUUUCUCAUCUGCAUGAUAUGUAAGCUGAGUCCAGACUGUUGGCUUCACUACAACUGCCCACUGAGAAUCAAGAGCUUAGAGCCACGAACAGCCUCCGGGCUCAAUGGUAAUUACAAAUCGCUUGGGAACGAAUUCGAGAUGACACAGGUGAGGCCCACGUGGUGGGAUCGCAGCGGCAGCGUUAAUCUGUCGCGCCACAGCAGCAGCGAGGACAGCAUUGGAUCGGCAUGGUCGGGCGCCAGCGAACAGAGCUCAGCCUCUCAACAGCCUGGCUCACCGAUGAAGCACAAACUAGACGCGCACGUUGCUGCUGAGAUGGAGAACACGCCGCCGCUCGGCUACACCCCUCCGGAGCCUCGCAGCAUGGGUCACCUUCAGCUCGCCAUUCUCUACGUCGACAACGAGCAGAAACUGUUCAUACGGCUGAACCGCGGCCGAGACUUCGCGCCGAAGCUCUACCGUUCGUCGACAGUCUGCGACCCGUUCGUGCGCGUCAUCGUGAAGGGCAAGGCUGGGUUCCGUACGUCGCUGCGGCCGGGCAGGCAGCCGAGGCAGCGACUCGUCACCUUCGAAUUUCAAACGCAGAUCCACCGCAACACGGCCGACCCGGUGUUCAACGAGACGUUCGUUAUGGACGUCAGCCGCCAGGUGGUGCCUCAGUGCACCGUGCAUCUGCUGCUGUGCGACCACGACAGCAUCUCGUCGCCGGACGUCGUCGGUCAGGCUUCGGUCAGCCUACGGGAGCGUGACCUUAGCAGUGAGCAGGAGGUCGCAGUUGAGUUUUCGCAGAACACUAAGGUAUAUAAUGUCGUGCACUAA